Messenger RNA from Equus quagga, 3831 nucleotides. It is a transcript of the gene SP110, whose product is annotated as SP110 nuclear body protein. Gene Ontology annotation, molecular function: DNA binding; protein binding; DNA-binding transcription factor activity, RNA polymerase II-specific. Gene Ontology annotation, cellular component: nucleus. Bases 131 to 2122 code for a protein of 663 amino acids. The transcript is spliced from 19 exons. Gene Ontology annotation, biological process: regulation of transcription by RNA polymerase II. Lineage: Eukaryota; Metazoa; Chordata; Mammalia; Perissodactyla; Equidae. The record is from RefSeq and is a predicted model, not a curated record.
GUGGCCAAGCACAGACUUCCGGUUUCACCCACUUCAUCUCUUUGCUAUUCUCUCAGUCUUCCAGGAGUGAUCCCGGGCCCAGCCGCUGGACCUGGAAAGGGGCAAGAGCAGCUGGCUAACAGCAUCCAGGAUGUUCACCAUGACUAGGGCCUUAGAAGAGGCUCUCCUCCAGCACUUCAUAUGUCAGAAGCUGCAGAUUUCUUAUGCCAUAGAUAAGACAUUUCCCUUCUUCGAAGGCCUCCGAGACAGCUCCUUCAUCACCGAGAGAAUGUACAGGGAAUCUCUGGAAGCCCAUAGCAAUCAGGUUCCUGUAUCUAGACUGGUGUACAACAUUCUCACCAAAUUGGAGAAGACGUUUAAUCUGUCACUUCUGGAGAUGUUGUUCAGCCGAAUUAACCUGUGUGAAUACCCCAAACUGAAGACAAUUCUCGAGAGCUUCAAAAAUGUUGUCACUUCCUAUGGAGGAGGGAGCAGAACCACGCCCAUCCUCCUGGAAGUCCCAGCCAACCCAGCAGAAAGGAGCUCCCACAAGGCCCUGCUGCCGCUGCCCCCAACUCAACACCCUCCACCGAAAGGCCCACCCUGUGUGCCCAGAGUCAGUGAGCCUGGAGCAUCCACACAACACAGUGUUGAGAUUCCGGAUGAGCCACCCAGCCCUUCUGGCCCUGCUGUGGCUCUCCCAAAAGUCGCCCAAGAAGAAAGGAUCACUCCAGCAUCCAGUGACAACCUGAAACCCCAAAUAAAAGUCAAAGAAGACACUCAAGAAAUGCCCUGUGCUCCCUCAGGCCCAGUGCAAGUGAUACAAGAUGAUUCUCCUGAACCAAAUGAUGCAGAAGAGCCCCAGGAGGCAUCCAGCACACCUCCCACAAAGAAAGGAAAGAAAAGAAAAAGAAAUGUGUGGUCAAUUCCAAAGAAGAGAUAUCAGAAAAAAAGCCUCCCGAAAGGGACAGUCUCACCUGGGGAUGAAAUCCAAGAGAAGCUCCAAGUGGUGGAUCAGGCAACUCAAAAGAAGGAUGACACAACCAGGAACUCAAAGGUCACGACAAGGGUCCAAAAAGCCAGGACUGGAUGUGCCCAAACAUCUGGACCAGAGGAGGUCAGUGAUGACGCUUCAGAAGUGAAUGAAGGAAGGAGACCCCAGGAGCCACCUAGCACACCACCAGGAAUCAUGCACGAUCCCAUGGAUAAUGGAAGUAAACAGUCUUUGGGAAUAUCUCCCGGGAAAAAGCAAAAGAGGAGAAAAAAAUAUAACUGGUCAAGUUCAAAAAAAAGACAGAAGGAAAGACUCCCAAGAGAAACUCUUCUACUUUCAGAACAACUUGAAGAUGAAACUGUGGAUUUUCACUCUUCUGAACUUCCUGUGACCUGUGGUGAGGCAAAAGGGAUCUUAUAUAAGGAGAAACUGGAACAAGGAGCCUCAGAGAAGUGCAUUCAGAAUGAGAAGGGAGUUUGGUUCACGCCAAAAGAAUUUGAAGCUGAAGGAAAACGGGCACCUUCAAAGAACUGGAAGCGGAGUGUGCAUUGCGGAGGAAAGACUCUAGAACAGCUGCUGAAGAAAAGGCUUUUGCACUGUCCUUCAAGAAAAAGUCUCAAGAGAGAGCGGGAAAACUCCAAGGAAUGUGAGGUGUGCUGUAGAGGGGGACCACUGCUCUGCUGUGACACUUGUCUGAGAGCCUUUCAUGAGGACUGUCACAUCCCACCUGCAGAGGCUGAGAGGAGCCCGUGGAGUUGCACCUUCUGCAGGAUGAGGGAGUCUUCAGGAAGCCAGCAGUGUCACAGGGAAUCUGAGGUCCUGGCGAGAAGGAUGCGGCCUGAGGAGCAGUUGAAAUGUGAGUUCCUCCUCUUGAAGGCCUACUGUCAUCCACAAAGCUCCUUUUUUGCAGAGACUCCAUGUAACAUUCGAGAUUAUGGUGAGCCCUUCAAGGAAGCCAUGUGGUUGGACCUGGUCAAGGAAAGGCUGACUGAGAAGAUAUACACAGUGGAAUGGUUUGUACGGGACAUGCGCCUGAUCUUUCGCAACCAUAAGACAUUUUACAAGGCUUCCAGCUUUGGUCAGGUAGGACUGGAUUUAGAGGCAGAAUUUGAAAAGGAUCUCAAAGAUGUGCUUAUUUUUCAUAAAUGAGAAUGGUUUCCAGAAUGGUUGACCCUGUUCUGGAAGGACGGAGGCACCUCAACUUCAGGAUCCAGAUGGUGUGACCCUGGCCAUCCAGUGAGUUAGGGAUGUUAUUGGCUGCCCUCUUGACUCAAACCCAGGCCCUUCGUAUCACCAUCACACCUUCUACUUCCUUUUAUUGUUCCUUUUUAAUAUAAAAAAUUAUACCUCAGGGCCAGCACAGUGGCAUAGAGGUUAAGUUCACAUGCUCUGCUUCAGCAGCCCAGGGUUUGCGGGUUCAGAUCCCGGACACCGACCUACACACUGCUCAUCAAGCCAUGCUGUAGUGCCAUUCCAUGUACAAAAUAGAGGAAGAUGGGCAAGGUAACCAACAAUAUUUGGUUACCUUGAAAUACAAUUUGUAUAGGAAAGGCAGGAUAAAUGCUGGCUUCUUUAUUUAACAGUGUUCAAAAUAAUGAGUUUGUUCCCUAAUAGCCUCUAAAGGUGACCAGGGAGGUAUUGUUUUUCUCUAAAGUGUCUUGAACUCAUGGAUUUAAAUAUAUUUAAUGUUCUCCACACCAUUUCAGUUAAUGUCUUUAUUGCUGCUUGAAUUGCCCACCUUCAGUGAUUGUCUCUUCAAGUGUGCUCCUGAGUUGUUUUGAAAUGAUCCCAGCUCUCUUUGAUAGUGCAUUAGCUAUUUAUUGCUGUGUAACUAAUGACCCCAAUAUUUAGUGACUUAAAAGAAUGAGCAUUUUAUUGCUCACUAUUCCUUGGGUCAGGAAUUCAGGCAGUGCUCGGUGAGGAUGCCUUAUCUGAGCUCCACAUGGUGCUGAGUAAGCCCAUUCAUGCUUACGCCCUAUCACUUCUGCCCCAUACUGUUGGUCCAAGGACCAGAUUCAAAAGGAAGGAAAAUAGACUGUACCUCUUGAUGGGAUGAGUGGCCAAGUCGUAUUUCAAAGGAGCUUUGGAAGACAUGUUGCCACCAUCUUCAGAAAUACCCUACCAUAGUCCACCCGCUGGCCACAACAAUUCAUAUCCUUCCCACAUGCAAAGGACACUCACCUCCCACCCAAGAAGCCUUGCUCAUUGCACCAUUGGAGCAAAGUCCAGGACCUCAUCAUCUAAAUCAGGUUCAGAUCAGAUAUGGUUCCUUGGGUGUGGUUCAUUGGGUGCAGCUUCUCAGGGGCACCUCCUCUAGAACCAGAGAUUUGUGAACUGAAAGACAAGUUAUGUUUCCCUCACUCUCAACGUUCAGUGAUGACAUAGGGACUGAAUAAAUACUGUAGACACUUGCAUUCAAACAGGGGGAAAUGGGAAGAACAUAGCAAUCACUAGUCCACAGCAAUUCUGAGAUCCAGGUAGGCACAAGUUAGCAAUUCUCCCAAUCCCAGAACAAAGCACAUUCCUCUAUAAGGGUCAUAUACCUAUGAUAUAGAAAUAUUGUAUACCUCUAAUUCCCAUCCGACAGAACAAGCUUCUUCCUUGUCUUCCUCCAGUCAAUAUUUAUGUCUCUUUUCUCUCACAGGGUAUUAACUCAUUUGCUCAACUCUAAACUACAACAAUAGUUUCAGAAUUUCUAUACUCAUGCCACUAUGAAAAAUAUAAUAAAUUGAAUUCUAAAUUUGCAUGGAAUUUAUUUUUGUUUCUGUUGUAUAUUUAAUAUACCAUUGCAGAGAGUAUUUUUCAGAAUUUUGCAUUAGUAUUUAUAAAUGAGGUUGGUUUGUAAGUUUCAGUAUACU